CUUCGGCAGGUAAAACAUCCAGGCACACCAUGAUGAUGACGCGAGACGUGGGGUAAACGUUCCUGCCUCCUAGAUGCCUGGGUAGGAACGGAUUCGGUAUAUCCCCGGGGGUAAAUUGCGCCACACCAAUUUCAUCUCUCAGAAACUCCGUGUGGCUGCUUACCGCGGCGUCAAUUUAUGAAUUCGAAUCCCAAAUAAUAGAGAACCGGAUUUCGAGACUCUCCGAUACACUAGGUUCUCUAUCGUACCCUUAUGAUAUAUCCUAUAUCAGAUUACCCUUCAUCGAAAUGACCACCCCUCGAUUUUUAUCGUAUCCCUCCGAAUCUCCGGACGUAGCAGUAGACGAGUCAUCAUCCCGUGAUAUCCUCAUAUUCUUCGUAUCUGGAAACCCCGGAAUCAUUGGUUUCUACGAGCCCUUUCUUUCGACCCUAAGAGGACUCAUAAAUGAGACGAAAUCACUCCAAUCCUCCCGCUUUCAGAUUUAUGGCCAGGAUCUAGCCGGUUUUCGCGAUGACGACCAUGAGCCCUUCACGACUCACAAAAAGCCUUACGAUCUUGAAUAUCAGAUUCAACAUACUCUCAAAGGCCUCAGCAAACUACGGGUCGAGUCGGGCCCACGCAAGGGACUCCAAUUCGACGAAAUCCUCCUCGUCGGGCAUUCCGUAGGUGCAUACAUUGUACUUGAGCUUUUCCAUCGGCUCCUUAAUAACGAACAAUUGGCCUCACAUUUAAACUUAACUUCGGGUAUCCUAUUAUUUCCAACCAUCCACCAUAUCUCGAGCUCAUCCAAUGGCUGGAAGCUUGACCUACUACGUCGGACACCGGUACUAGGCGAUAAUGCCUAUCGUAUCGCACAGGGUUUCCUACAUCUUGUCCCACGACGCGCCUUACACUGGAUUGUGCGCGUUGUAACGGGACCUUCAGCUCAUGGGACAGAAAUCACGACGAAUUGGCUCAAGAGCCGAGAUGGUGUGUGGCAGGCAUUGCACAUGGGCAUGGAUGAAAUGAAAGUCAUACGAGAAAACACCUGGGACGACGAAUUAUGGGAGAUUUCCCACGACGCAAAGGCUCACGACAAAAUAAUCCCAAAAUUCUUCUUCUUUUUCGGCAAGAAUGACCACUGGGUUGCGAAUCACUACCGAGAUGAGUUCAUCCAAACAAGACAGAAGCAAGUAGAACGAACAAGACUGAUAGUGGACGAAGGCGACAUCCCACACGCUUUCUGUAUAGAUCAUAGCGAGGUCGUCGCAUCGAAAGUCAACCAAUGGAUUGACCAGAUAUACGGCAAGAAUUAAUCUUCAUGGUUGAAAUUUCAAUUCGCGCAAACUCAUCGUCCGAUGAGAACUACGUCAGACCUCAGCUGAUUCAUUUCAUUUGCAGACUUGUGUUACAAUAUCGACCAUACCCACAAAUACAUGGAAUUAAAAGCGAUUAGAGAUAAAUAGAGAAUUAAUCGAUAGCAGUCGCUAAAAUACAAUAGGUACACAUGCGUAUUAUCACGAAUUAUGAGAUGUACAGAAGCCACUAGACACAUAACACUUACUAUCACCA
Molecule: messenger RNA, 1551 nt
Organism: Hypoxylon trugodes
Lineage: Eukaryota; Fungi; Ascomycota; Sordariomycetes; Xylariales; Hypoxylaceae
Exons: 2
Coding region: 288-1295 (335 amino acids)
Biological process (GO): lipid storage
Cellular component (GO): lipid droplet
Molecular function (GO): lipase activity
Source: RefSeq, a predicted model, not a curated record